AUGUCGGAAAGAGGUCGUGGUGGACGAGGCGGCAACUUCUCCGGAUCUUCGCAUCGGGGCGGUGGCUCGGCUCGCGGCAACUCUUCCCGUGGAGGCUCUUCUCGUGGCGCAUCUCGCGGUGGCGCCCACAACUCGGCUUCCUCCUCUGCACCUUCAGAACGACCCAAGAAAGAAGCCAUCCUCGAUCUAUCCAAGUACAUGGACCAGAAGAUCCGCGUCAAGUUCGCCGGAGGCCGCGAAGUGUUCGGCACGCUCAAAGGUUUUGAUCAACUGAUGAAUCUCGUCAUGGACGAAGUGACCGAGUCCGUGCGCGACGAAGAAGGCAAUGUGACGGACAAGACGAGGAAUCUGGGCCUCGUGGUGUUGAGGGGUACCGCGCUGACGGUUAUCAAUCCAGCGGAUGGGUUUGAAAGCAUCGAAAAUCCGUUCGCUCAGGCAGAGUAA
Messenger RNA from Mycosarcoma maydis (corn smut), 444 nucleotides. Its product is annotated as Sm-like protein LSM7. The record is from RefSeq and is a predicted model, not a curated record. Gene Ontology annotation, biological process: mRNA splicing, via spliceosome; nuclear-transcribed mRNA catabolic process. The coding region runs from base 1 to 444 and encodes 147 amino acids. Lineage: Eukaryota; Fungi; Basidiomycota; Ustilaginomycetes; Ustilaginales. The transcript has 2 exons. Gene Ontology annotation, cellular component: Lsm1-7-Pat1 complex; catalytic step 2 spliceosome; U6 snRNP. Gene Ontology annotation, molecular function: RNA binding.